Molecule: messenger RNA, 3102 nt
Organism: Magnolia sinica
Lineage: Eukaryota; Viridiplantae; Streptophyta; Magnoliopsida; Magnoliales; Magnoliaceae
Product: receptor-like protein 7
Exons: 1
Coding region: 1-3102 (1033 amino acids)
Molecular function (GO): protein binding
Source: RefSeq, a predicted model, not a curated record
AUGGCUCUCUUCUUUUCUUCUAAAAACAACCCAGCAUUUCUCAUUCUCUUCUUUUUAUCAUCUCUUCUCUUUCUCACUACCCAACAAUGCAACCAUCAUCACUUCUCUGCUUUACUCCACCUCAAGCAUCGUUUUAACUUCAUUGAUGAUUACAACCUCUCUACUCUCCCCUCUUGGAAUUCAAACAAUACCGAUUGCUGCACUUGGGAACGCAUCACGUGCGAUGGACCCACUGGUCACGUGAUCAGCCUCGACCUCAGUGAGCUCUAUAUCUCUGGUCGGAUUGAUUUUGAAAGCCUCUUUCGUCUUCGGAGCCUGCAGAAGCUCAACCUCGCUGACAAUUACUUCGAUCCCUCUCCAAUCCCAUCUGGGUUUGACCAGCUCACCAGUUUGACCCAUCUCAACCUCUCUUGGUUAUUCUUUUAUGGCCAAAUCCCACUGGAAAUCUCCCGCUUGACCUCUUUGGUUUCUCUCGAUCUUUCUCGCAAUGAAUAUUGGAAUGGUUCUGGAUUUCAAUACCUGAAACUCGAAAACCCAAGCAUUGGAGCAGUCGUCCAAAACCUGUCCAAUCUGAGUGAACUCUAUCUGGACUGGGUACACAUCUUACUGCAGGGCCAGACCUUAGAUUUGCCACUCCCUUAUCUCCGCAAGUUGAGCUUAAUAAAUUGUGGUCUUUCAGGCUCCAUCUUUUCUUCCCUUUCACAGCUCCAUUUCUUAUCUGAACUCCACCUCAGUCGAAACAAUCUCUCCUCUGCAGUCCCCAGUUUCAUAGGGAACUUAUCCUCAUUGAUGUCCCUGCUCCUUAAAGAUUGUGGAUUGCAUGGAAAAUUCCCUGAGAGUGUUUUCCAGAUGCCAAAUCUAGAAAUCAUUGACAUAUCAAUCAAUCCACUUGUAGCUAUCAAUUUGCCGGAGUUCCCUCAAAACAAUACUCUACAGCAAUUGAUCCUUUCAGAUACUGGAUUUUCAGGAAAGUUACCAGAUUCUCUCAGUAAUCUCAAAUUCUUGACUCAUUUAGACCUCAGAAAUUGCAACUUGUCAGGAUCAUUACCAUCCUCACUUUUGAACCUGACCAAACUGCAAUAUCUGUAUCUUUCAUCCAAUAAAUUGAGCGGCCCAAUUCCAUCAUCAUUGUUUUCACUCCCAUCAUUACAUACACUGGACCUCACAGGUAACCAACUUAGUGGUCAACUUGGUGAGUUCCACAAUGCCUCUUCUUCACAGCUGGAGCUCCUCGUUUUGUAUAGCAAUAAAUUGAGCGGUCCAAUUCCAUCAUCAUUGUUUUCACUCCCAUCAUUACGAAUGUUGGAUCUGGGAGGUAACCAACUUAGUGGUCAACUUGGUGAGUUCCACAAUGCCUUUUCUUCACAGCUGGAGAUCCUCUAUUUGGAUAGCAAUAAAUUGCAGGGGAUGAUACCGAGAUUUAUCUUUCAACUUACCAAGCUUCAAGUACUUUACCUUUCUUCCAAUAAUUUCAGUGGUGUUGUGGAGCUAGGCUUAUUUCAAAACCUCAAAAAACUUUACUCUCUAGAUCUUUCAGAUAACAACUUGUCAGUCCAAUAUGGCAGUGGUAAUUCCACAUUUGUUUCCAUCUCCCAGUUUCAAUCUUUGUUGCUACGUUCUUGCAACAUCAGCACAUUUCCAAAUUUCUUGAGAAAUCAAGUGCAGUUGAGGGAACUGGACCUUUCCUACAAUAAAAUUAGUGGUGAAAUACCCAAAUGGAUAUGGGAGGUUGGCAAUGGGUCUUUAAUCUAUUUAAAUCUUUCUCACAACAUUCUACAGGGAAUAAAACCAUCUCCCCAUCUUUUGUUGAGUGACUUUCGCUUUAUUGACCUUAGCUUCAACAUGUUGAAAGGUUCACUUCCAAUCCCAUCACCCUCCGUCCUAUUCUUUUCAGUUUCAAACAAUAGCCUUGGUGGUGAAAUCCCUCGAUCAGUUUGCAAUGCAACAUCCCUAACAGUCCUUGAUUUAUCUCACAAUCACUUCAUUGGUCAGAUUCCACCAUGUUUGGGUGAGAUUGGUGAUGCCCUGUCUGUGUUGAAUCUUCAAGGAAAUGAUUUCAAUGGCACCUUACUUCAGACAUUUAAAGAGGGAUGCAACAUACAAACGCUUGAUCUCAGCAGGAAUCAAUUAGAGGGCCCAGUGCCAAGGUCUUUGGCUAAUUGCAAAAUGUUGGAGUUAUUAAACCUGGGAAACAAUCAAAUGAAUGACACCUUCCCUUUAUGGUUGGGAGCUUUGUCCCAGUUGCGUGUUCUCGUCUUGAGAUCCAACCAAUUUCAUGGCACCAUUGGGCAUCCUCUAACAAAUCACCCUUUCCCACUGUUACAAAUUUUUGACCUCUCUUUCAAUAGCUUUGAGGGUAAUUUUCCAUCAAAUAUGUUCACGAGCUGGACGGCAAUGAUGGAAGAUGACAAAUCCCAAUCUUUGGUCCUUGGCAAAAUGAUAUACAGUAACGGAAGUUCCAUAUACUAUCAAAACAAAGUGUCUUUAGUCAGCAAAGGGCUACAGAUGGAACUAGUGAAGAUCCUUACAGCCUUUACUGUAGUGGAUCUCUCGGAAAACAAAUUUCAUGGGGAUAUCCCAGAAUCAAUUGGGGAUCUAAAGUCACUCCUUGUGCUCAAUAUGUCCAACAAUGAUUUAACCGGCGGAAUUCCAACAUCAUUUCAGAAUCUAAGGGAUCUAGAGUCAUUAGAUCUCUCACAUAAUAAAUUGUCUGGAGAGAUCCCUUGGCAGCUAACAGAUCUAACAUUCCUUGCAGUGUUGAAUCUCUCACAGAAUUUCCUCGUGGGAAAAAUACCACAAAGCCGGCAGUUUCUUACAUUUAACAGCGAAUCAUUCAAAGAGAACUCGGGAUUGUGUGGACCUCCACUAUCAAAGAAAUGCGAAGAUGCAGAGAGUGCACCACCGUCCCCUCUGUCAACAUUGCAAUCUGAAAGGAAAUAUGAAUGUGAAUUAAUGUGGAUAGGAUUUGGAGUUGGACACGGAGCAGGUGUAGGGAUGCUUUUCUGGACCCUAGCACUUUGGCGGAAGGGAAGGAGAGAAUUCUAUAUAUUUAUUGAUAGAAUGCUUUCCUUAAUUUUUCCUUCCAUGGUGUUUCCUAAAUAG